CAGCUUAAUCCAUGACUGCUUCCCCAAUCUCAAAUACCCAUACAGAAGAUCACAUUUCUCUGCAGACAGCGAUUUCAUCACAUUUCCAUUUCUCCACGACUUACGCCCCUUCUACAACAACUCUCCAGUAAUCAUGAUGUCUGCCAUGGGCCAUCAGUCUCAGAAUGGGACGAUCGGAUAUUCCUUUGGUACUCCAACCACUGCACCACACAAAGAGCACUCGUUCUAUCCUUACACCGACAAUGGUGGCUCGACCUUAGGAAUCACAGGCGAGGACUUUGCUAUCCUCGCCGGUGACACUCGCUCCGUCGCUGGAUACAACAUCAACUCUCGAUACUCCCCGAAGGUCUUCAAGAUCGGUGGCGAAGAUGAUACCGGAGAUAACGCCCAUAUCAUCCUGUCAGUUGUGGGCUUCGCAGCAGACGGACACGCGCUCAAGGAACGACUAGACGCCAUUGUCAAGAUGUAUAAGUAUCAGCACGGAAAACCCAUGUCAGUCAGAGCCUGUGCUCAACGAUUGUCAACGAUCCUCUAUUCGAAGCGGUUUUUCCCCUACUACGUAACCGCUAUCCUGGCUGGGUUAGAUGAGGAGGGCAAAGGAGCUCUGUAUAGCUACGAUCCGGUUGGCUCUUACGAGAGGGAACAAUGCAGAGCCGCCGGCUCCGCUGCGAGCUUGAUCAUGCCGUUCCUUGACAACCAAGUCAGUUUCAAGAACCAAUACAUUCCUGGCAGUGGUGAAGGACAUGACCUACAGGCCAAGAAGAAAGAGCUGUUGCCGAUGGGGACAGUCGAGCACCUCGUGAAGGAUGCGUUCACCAGCGCCGUGGAGAGACAUAUCGAAGUCGGAGAUGGCUUGCAAAUGAUGGUCAUAACUAAGAGUGGGAUAGAGGAGAAGUACUUCCCCUUGAAGCAGGACUAGGUGUUUCAGAUGCGCAUCACGUUCUGUCUCUCUUCAAGCCUAACAAAUCAACUUUACGUGCUCUCAUGAUUA
Aspergillus candidus is the source of this 991-nucleotide messenger RNA. It is a transcript of the gene prs3, whose product is annotated as proteasome core particle subunit beta 6. The record is from RefSeq and is a predicted model, not a curated record. The transcript is spliced from 2 exons. Gene Ontology annotation, cellular component: proteasome core complex. Lineage: Eukaryota; Fungi; Ascomycota; Eurotiomycetes; Eurotiales; Aspergillaceae. The coding region runs from base 134 to 919 and encodes 261 amino acids.